GCAGCUCGGGUAGCGAAAAGCUUCAGUCAGCCUCAUGCAGUGAGAGAACACUGAGAGGACAGAGGAGCAGGGUGGAUGUGGGUGAGAGUCAUAGACUGGACACACACACACACAGCAGGAGAGUGAGGACAGCUGGCUUUGUGUAAGAUGCGUUAUGGCGUCAUAGGGCUCAUGGCAGGGAUAAGCAGAGGAGCUUAACACAGCCUGGAACGAGGGAGCUGCAGAUGACCAUUUUGAAGUAGACGUUUUACUGUAACACUAGAGCCGGGGUUAUGGCGUAGUAAAUUGUGAGGAAGAAUGACAUCGCUUCAAUUAACUGCUAUAACCCUGCAGUUCAUAUUUUGUGGGAUACAAGAAUUGAGGAGGAACGAUGACAGAGCGCUAUGACUGUCACUACUGUAAGGAGUCCCUGUUUGGGAAAAAGUAUGUCCUACGGGAGGAGAACCCAUACUGUGUAAAGUGCUAUGAGAGCCUGUACUCCAACACCUGUGAGGAGUGCAAGAAGCCUAUCGGUUGCAACAGCAGGGACCUGUCAUAUAAGGACCGCCACUGGCAUGAGGACUGUUUCCACUGCUUCCAGUGUAAGCGCUCGCUGGUGGACAAACCGUUCUCCACCAAGGAUGAGCAGCUGCUGUGUACCGAGUGCUACUCCAAUGAGUACUCCUCCAAAUGCCACGAGUGCAAGAAGACCAUCAUGCCUGGCUCCAGGAAGAUGGAGCAUAAGGGCAACAGCUGGCAUGAGACUUGCUUCACCUGUAAGCGCUGCCAGCAGCCCAUUGGAACCAAGAGCUUCAUCCCCAAAGACAACAACAACUAUUGCGUGCCGUGCUAUGAGAAGCAGUUUGCUAUGCAGUGUGUGCACUGUAAGAAGCCCAUCACCACCGGAGGUGUGACCUACCACGACCAGCCGUGGCACAAGGACUGCUUCCUGUGCACCGGCUGUAAGCAGCAGCUUUCUGGCCAGCGUUUCACCUCUCGUGAUGACUUUGCCUACUGUCUCAACUGCUUCUGCAACCUGUAUGCCAAGAAGUGCGCCUCCUGCACUUCCCCUAUCAGUGGGCUUGGAGGGAGCAAGUAUAUCUCUUUCGAGGAGCGCCAGUGGCACAACGACUGUUUCAACUGCAAGAAGUGCUCGGUGUCUCUGGUGGGCCGAGGCUUCCUGACUGAGAGAGAUGACAUCUUGUGCCCUGAGUGUGGCAAAGACAUCUAAUGAGAAUUCACCUAAAGUAGAGAAAAAACCCUAAAGCAUGGCAGCAUAAGGAAUUCCUAAUACACUUAUAUACACCUUUAUCACAGCCAUGGAUUUUAGAACCUCUGAUUUAUAUAAAAGUGUAUUAUUUUAGAAGAAAGAUAAAUAUUAAUGCAAUAAAUAUCACCAGAUAAAUUUUGCCUAGAUGUUUCUUUUAUUUUUGGCAUGAGCAAUAAGGGCUAAAAAAAAAAAAAGACAAAAUAUAUUAGCUUUGAAACUUUAAAACUAGUUUAUGAUGAAUAUUAACACACUAACAGUUUCUAAUAAACUCUGACAGUGAGCCUUAUUCAGUGCAGCUCUUUUUCAUGACCAUCUAUUGUUGUGCAAUAAGUAAGAUAAUAAAAAGAGAAGCAAAAUGCUACCUGGAAUUGUAUCUGUGAAGAUUUCUCAAUAAUGCUUGUAUGUAUUAAACAAUGUAUGUAUCAAGAUAUAAAAUGAAUUAAAACCGUUAAAAUUCUGA
Messenger RNA from Tachysurus fulvidraco (yellow catfish), 1709 nucleotides. It is a transcript of the gene fhl2a, whose product is annotated as four and a half LIM domains 2a. Gene Ontology annotation, molecular function: transcription coregulator activity. The record is from RefSeq and is a predicted model, not a curated record. The coding region runs from base 371 to 1210 and encodes 279 amino acids. NCBI's taxonomy places the organism in Eukaryota, Metazoa, Chordata, Actinopteri, Siluriformes, Bagridae. Gene Ontology annotation, cellular component: nucleus; Z disc. The transcript has 8 exons.